This is a messenger RNA of Budorcas taxicolor (takin), 1336 nucleotides long. It is a transcript of the gene RPE, whose product is annotated as ribulose-5-phosphate-3-epimerase. Gene Ontology annotation, cellular component: cytosol. The transcript has 6 exons. The record is from RefSeq and is a predicted model, not a curated record. Gene Ontology annotation, biological process: pentose-phosphate shunt, non-oxidative branch; carbohydrate metabolic process; pentose-phosphate shunt. Lineage: Eukaryota; Metazoa; Chordata; Mammalia; Artiodactyla; Bovidae. Bases 1 to 687 code for a protein of 228 amino acids. Gene Ontology annotation, molecular function: D-ribulose-phosphate 3-epimerase activity; metal ion binding.
AUGGCGUCUGGUUGCAAGAUUGGCCCGUCCAUCCUCAACAGUGACCUGGCCAGUUUAGGGGCCGAGUGCCUCCGGAUGCUGGACUCUGGGGCUGAUUAUCUGCACCUGGAUGUAAUGGACGGGCAUUUUGUUCCCAACAUCACCUUUGGUCACCCUGUGGUAGAAAGCCUCCGAAAGCAGCUAGGCCAGGACCCUUUCUUUGACAUGCACAUGAUGGUGUCCAGGCCGGAACAGUGGGUAAAGCCAAUGGCUGUAGCAGGAGCCAAUCAAUAUACCUUUCAUCUCGAGGCUACUGACAACCCAGGAGCUUUGAUCAAAGACAUUCGGGAGAAUGGAAUGAAGGUUGGCCUUGCUAUCAAACCAGGAACUUCAGUUGAGUAUUUGGCACCAUGGGCUAAUCAAAUAGAUAUGGCCUUGGUUAUGACAGUGGAACCUGGGUUUGGAGGGCAGAAAUUCAUGGAAGAUAUGAUGCCAAAGGUUCAUUGGUUGAGGACCCAGUUCCCAUCUUUGGACAUUGAGGUGGAUGGUGGAGUAGGUCCUGACACUAUCCAUAAAUGCGCAGAGGCAGGAGCUAACAUGAUUGUGUCUGGCAGUGCCAUUAUGAGGAGUGAAGACCCCAGAUCUGUGAUCAACCUGUUAAGAAACGUUUGCUCAGAAGCUGCUCAGAAACGUUCUCUUGAUCGAUGAAACAACAAGGAACCUGGUGUUUCUGCUUAGGAGAUCUCCUUUUUACUGAAAAACAAGAAUAUUGACUACCAAAUCAUACCACAGUUGAGGCAGUGCUGCUUUUCUGAGCAAUUACUCUGUCCAGUGACUAAAAUCCAUUAUGCAGAAUGUUCCAAGAGGUUAGAAAUUGGUGUGUAUAACUACAUUUUUAGUGAUGGAAUUGAAAGAUUAGUGUGAUAAAAUACCAUUUUUACUGGGAGACUUGAUUUUUAUGAAAAGUAAAAAUAUGGCUGUAUUAAGGUUACAAGCAGAAAAGUGUCUUAAUGCCUAAGGAAGGCCUGUUAGCUACUAUGAAAAAUUUUUUUUCUGAAUUUCUAAAAAGAAUUUUCUUUGGUUUCUUUACUGUUUUCUGAAAGCAAAGGAAGUUCUUCAGUUUUUCCUGUUUCGUGUCAUUUUUGAUUUGUGUGUGUGCUAACUAAGUUUGCAUCUGAUUAGGAAUGGCAUACUUAUUCUCCUAGCUUCAAAAACAUUUAUUUUUUACUUUGCACCUUAUAUUUGAUAUAUUAAAAAAAAUGUAUUAUGAAGCCCAGGGAUUUUCAAGUUGUUCUAAAAUAUGAGCACAAGUUUUAUCAGGGUAUUUUGUUAGCUGUCUUAGAAGGACAGAUUAUUC